Messenger RNA from Alternaria ventricosa, 987 nucleotides. RefSeq lists its product as uncharacterized. Lineage: Eukaryota; Fungi; Ascomycota; Dothideomycetes; Pleosporales; Pleosporaceae. The coding region runs from base 1 to 987 and encodes 328 amino acids. The record is from RefSeq and is a predicted model, not a curated record. Gene Ontology annotation, molecular function: acyltransferase activity, transferring groups other than amino-acyl groups. The transcript has 2 exons.
AUGGGGCUCUCAAUGCGUAUGAUGGCCGACACGCGCGGUAUAAGCAACUCUCCACCCAAUGCUCAAUACUUCGCCAAUGCCGGUCUUGAGUACAUGGAGAAGUAUGGCGCCGAGGCGCGUGACUUCGCUGAGAUUGCACGAAUCAGCCAUGAACACAGCCAAAAGAACCCAUACGCGCAGUUCAGGGAUGUGUACACACUCGAACAGAUCGAGAAGGCUCCUAUGAUUCACUUCCCGUUGACCAAACUCCAAUGCAGCCCGACAAGCGAUGGCGCGGGUGCAGCGGUUAUUGUGAGCCAGAGAUUCUUGGACGCCAGGCCACACCUGAAGAGUCAAGCUAUCCUCAUCGCUGGCCAGUCGUUGAUGACAGAUUCACCGCAACUCUACUCCAAGUCAUCGAUGGAUCUUGUUGGUUACGAUAUGACCAAGCGCGCGGCGCAAGCAGCUUUGAAGGAGGCUGGCGUCAACGCAAAAGACAUCAAAGUCGCAGAGUUGCAUGACUGCUUCUCAGCCAAUGAACUCAUUCUACUGGAAGGCUUGGGCUUCAGCGAGCCCGGAAAAGCACACAUGAUGGUGCGCAAUGGCGACAUCACAUACGGCGGCAAAGGUCCCAUCGUCAACCCGUCAGGCGGUCUCAUCAGCAAAGGACAUCCUCUUGGUGCAACAGGACUCGCACAAUGUGCGGAAUUGACAUGGCAGCUUCGUGGCUGGGCUAACAACCGACUUGCUGAAGGGGCCGACGCCGCGCUGCAGCACAACCUCGGCUUGGGUGGAGCUGUUGUCAUCAACGUCUACAAACGUGCCGAUGGCAAGAAGAAUGCGAAGAUGAGUGAUGAGGAAGUCAAGAAAGCGAGUCAAUUCUCCUACAACCCGGCUGUCGAGGCGCGCUACGUGACCAAGGAGGAUGGAGAGAAGGUCAGGAGCAAGACUGUGGCGAGCGAGUACGCUUUGGGCGAUACGCUAGAGAAGAUUCAGAGUCGGUUGUAG